This is a messenger RNA of Lottia gigantea (owl limpet), 2358 nucleotides long. RefSeq lists its product as hypothetical. Gene Ontology annotation, molecular function: chromatin binding; protein binding. Gene Ontology annotation, biological process: mitotic cell cycle; DNA repair; DNA-templated DNA replication. Bases 1 to 2358 code for a protein of 785 amino acids. The record is from RefSeq and is a predicted model, not a curated record. The transcript is spliced from 18 exons. NCBI's taxonomy places the organism in Eukaryota, Metazoa, Mollusca, Gastropoda, Lottiidae. Gene Ontology annotation, cellular component: nuclear replication fork.
AUGAAACCUUUACGAUAUGCGCACAAUGACGGCCACACUGACCUAUGUUUUGAUGAUUCCGGAAGAUAUAUGUUGACUUGUGGUACAGAUGGUGAUGUUAGAAUAUGGCAGGGUAUUGAUGAUGAUGACACUAUAUCACACAGAGCUGGUGAUACUGUUUAUUCUAUAGCUUUUAAGAAUGGAAGAUUUUUUACAGCAUCAGACAGUAAUUCUAUACAAGCUAAUACAUUUCCUGAUGGUUUACCAGAUGGCAUUGUUACCAGAUUUACUGCAUCAAUUAAUCACAUGGUUCUUAAUGAAUCUGGAACCACGAUGGCUGCUGGAUCAAGUGAUUUUACUAUCAAAGUAGUUGAUAUUGAAAGUAGUAACCAUAAAGUAUGCCGUGGACAUGAAGCUCCUGUUUUAAGUUUAGCUUUAGAUCCUAAACAAGAAUAUUUGGUGACUAUUGGAUGUAUUGAUGAAUUAAUGUGUGUUAUAUUUCAGAGUAUUAAUGUAAUGUGUAUCAAUAAAGAUCAACAAUAUUUAGCUAUUGGAUGUAUUGAUGAAUUAAUGUGUGUUAUAUUUCAGAGUAUUAAUGUAAUGUGUAUUAAUGAAGAUCAACAAUAUUUAGCUAUUGAUGAAUUAAUAUGUGUCAUAUUUCAGAGUAUUAAUGUAAUGUGUAUUAAUAAAGAUCAACAAUAUUUAGCUAUUGGAUGUAAUGAUGGGUUGAUUGCUAUAAUAGAUUGGAAGAAAAACAGAUUCCUUACAAGGUACAUCCAUGAAAAGAAUUUAAAGAUAACAGCUAUUGCUUGGAACCCUUCUGAAAAUAAUCAGAUUGCUUUCUGUGAUGUUAAGGGCCAGUUAGGCGUAAUUGAUGAAGCUGUAUCGGAAACUGAUAAUCAAACUACAGAAGGAGAGUUUGAAGGUGUAUUUGAUGAUGAUGAUGAUAUGUUAAUACAAGCUACUGCUGAUAAACAAUGUAUAUUAGAUAAUGAAGCUAGUGAAGAUGUAUAUUUUGUAGAUUUCUUACAAGAUGUUAAAAAUGACAUUGAUGAUGAUAAAAGUAGUAUUGUCAGUUCUGUUAUACCACCAGUUAGACCUAUUACAGAUAGUUAUAAACCUACCCCAUUACAAAAACCAUUUCAAUCAGCUUCUACACCAUUACAUCUCUCUAGUAGAUUUAUGAAAUGGAAUAGUAUUGGUAUAAUCAGACAGUAUAAUACAGAUGAAGAAACAUCAAUAGAUAUAGAAUUUCAUGAUUCCUCUACACAUCAUCCUAUGCAUAUCACCAAUAACAUGGAUUAUACCAUAGGAGACUUGUCAUCACAAGCUGUUGUUUUAGCCUCUCAAGGUGAAGAUGGUAAUCCAAGUAAAUUAACAUGUCUCCAUUUUGGAUCCUGGGAUAAUUGUAAAGAAUGGACAGUUACAAUGGAUGAUGAUGAAGAUAUUCAGGCAGUAACUAUAGGUGAUAACUGGUUAGCUAUUGGUACCUCAUUACGUAACAUUAGAUUAUUUACUAUAGCUGGUAUUCAACUUGAUAUAUUGACUAUACCAGGUCCUAUCAUUACCAUGGCAGCUAAAAAUAACAAACUGAUUAUUGUCUACCAUAAAGGAAUGGGUAUAGUAGGUGAUCAAUUAUUGGGUGUGACAUUAUUAUCUAUAGGACGCAAUGUUAAAACAAUAUUUAAUAAUUUAACACUACCACUAUCUCCUAAAUCAACACUCACAUGGAUUGGCAUUAAUUUGCACCAUUCAAAUUUUCAAUCAGGUGUCUGUGGUUCCUGCAAUUCCACUAAACCUAUGUGUUUGAUCUCUAUGGAUUCAUUAGGUAUAUUACGUAUUUAUAAUACAUCAAUAGGUUUACAAUGGACACAAGUUGCCAAUACUAAAGAUCAUGCUAAAGGUAAAUCUGAUCAUUAUUGGAUUGUCAGUCUUCAUGAAAGUCCACAACAAUUAAGAUGUAUACCAUGUAAAGGAUCACGCUAUCCACCAACAUUACCCCGUCCUGCUGUAGCUAUAUUACCAUACCAAUUACCAUUAUGUGAAAUGACCACAGAGAAGUCACAAUAUGAGGAAUGUUUAUGGAGAAAUAGAAUAUUUAGUUAUAAUCUACCAGUAAAUAGUUAUGACAGAGAUGAUAUAUUGAAGGAAUCAGAAGGUGCUUUGAUGAAAUUAUUUGCUUUAUCAGCUAAAGCUGACAGAGAACAUAGAGCUAUAGAAGUAUGUAAAUUAAUGUCUGAAAACACUUUACAAUUGGCUAUAAAAUAUGCCAGUAGAGUUCGUAAAUUACAACUAGCAGAAAGAAUUAGUCAGUUAGCUCAAGAAAAAACACAAGAAGAAGAUGAAAUUGAAGAAGAUAAUUUAUUACAUACCAAGUGA